AACUUUUCAACAGUAAUUUUCACAGACAAUGGUGAUCACCAAGAAAUAUGUGUUGACAAAACAUUUUGAAGGCGAGCCCAAGCGGUCAGAUUUGACUUUGGUGGAGGAGAAGUUACCUGCUCUGAAGCCUGGAGAAUUUCUUAUCAGAGCAGAGUUUUUAUCCGUUGAUCCGGGCGUGAGAGCAUAUGAACCUAGACUUCCACUGGGUGCCACGAUUAUCGGAUUUCAGAUUGCUGAAAUUGUAACGUCUAAAAACAGGGCUUAUCCAGUUGGAAAACGUGUUGUUGCCAGUGUUGGCUGGCAAACGUACACUGUGAUCGAUGGGAAUUUCGGUAGCAACAAUGAUCAAUUUCUUUACAUGCUGCCAGAUUUCGAUGGAUUACCUAUAUCCUUGGGUCUGGGAGUGCUGGGUAUGCCAGGAAACUCUGCCUAUUUCCCAAUCAUCGAAAUUUUGCGACCAAAAGCUGGUGAAACUCUAGUUGUAAGUGGUGCAGCGGGAGCAGUCGGAUCUCAUGUUGGUCAGAUCGGCAAGAUUCGUGGAUUGAAAAUAAUCGGAGUUGCCGGAUCGGAUGCAAAAUGUAAAUGGCUCACAGAAGAACUCGGAUUUGACCAUGCUAUCAAUUACAAAACUCAAAAUGUCGCCGAAGUUUUGAGAGAAGUUGCGCCAAACAAAAUUGAUUGCUAUUUUGACAAUGUUGGAGGAGAUAUAUCUAGCAUUGUACUUAAUCAAAUGAAUGUUGGCGGUCGCGUCGCGGUUUGUGGUAGUAUUUCCACAUACAAUGCAGACAUUGAAGCGUUACCCAAAACUGAUAUCAUUCAGCCUGCUGUACUCACUUCCCAAUUAAAACUGGAAGGAUUUAUAGUGCUGCGUUGGAGGGAUCGAUGGAUGGAGGGUAUUGAACAGAAUCUUAAAUGGAUAAAAGAAGAUAAACUGAAAUAUCGCGAAACAGUUACAAAUGGAUUUGAAAACACGUUUGAUGCAUUUGUUGGGGUUUUGCGAGGAGAUAAUAUUGGAAAAGCUAUUGUCAAAGUGUAAAAACUUAGUUAGAAUACGAAAUUUUUGAAAGACAUUCAAAAGAAUCGAUUAUUGAUGUUUGUAUCAUACACAGAACAUCUCAUCGUUGAUAAGAAAUAAAAAAAUAAU
Molecule: messenger RNA, 1144 nt
Organism: Neodiprion virginianus
Lineage: Eukaryota; Metazoa; Arthropoda; Insecta; Hymenoptera; Diprionidae
Product: prostaglandin reductase 1-like
Exons: 4
Coding region: 29-1036 (335 amino acids)
Biological process (GO): prostaglandin metabolic process
Cellular component (GO): cytoplasm
Molecular function (GO): 15-oxoprostaglandin 13-reductase [NAD(P)+] activity; 2-alkenal reductase [NAD(P)H] activity
Source: RefSeq, a predicted model, not a curated record